Molecule: messenger RNA, 2343 nt
Organism: Rhagoletis zephyria (snowberry fruit fly)
Lineage: Eukaryota; Metazoa; Arthropoda; Insecta; Diptera; Tephritidae
Gene: ppk6
Product: pickpocket 6
Biological process (GO): sodium ion transmembrane transport
Cellular component (GO): plasma membrane
Molecular function (GO): ligand-gated sodium channel activity
Source: RefSeq, a predicted model, not a curated record
UUUGCUUUUUAUUAAAAAUCUUUUAUAUUUACUUUAUUAAAAAAAAAAAUACACACGAAAAUCAACUUGUUUUGGUUUUAUCUCCAAUAUUUGAGGAGUAAGAUGUACAAGGGAGCUUCUGUUUAAACUCCUUUCUGAGAUAUUAGCGUUAAAGUUUUUGUUGUGUGAUAACUUUCUUCUUGUUGUAGUAUAUAACAAAGUAGUUUAUUGUAGUAUUGAAAAAAAAGACUACUGCGGAAAAAAAUUGUCAGUUACCAGUGUUCGACUCUAAUUUAACAGUAUGUUUUUUUCUGAGUUACGCCUUUUUUGGAAAAAUUCUUAUUCAGUGGCCCAAAUUAGGUAAAAAAAAACUCGUUUAGACAUGAAAUUUUCGUUUCGUAAAAACGCGUUAUUUAUACGAGUAGUAAGUAGCUCUUUCAAACGAUUUAUUUCAAUGUGCAUACAUCAUGAAAAUUUUGUAAAAAAGUCCUUAGGCGCCGAACGCCGCCGCCGCCGCCGCCGCCGCUGCGCCGAUAUUUUUGUAACUCGGCGGCGGUGCGUGAGGAACGACAAAAAACGGGGCGGUGGCGUGGCUCGGCGGGGUAAACCUCUAGUAUGUACCUAAAUUUACUUUUAUUUCUGUUCUUGCAAACAACUUUAGCACUUAACCUUUAAUUAACUACAUUAGUGACAAUUAACCGUUAAAGAGGAUAUACAUAAUUAAGAAUAGAAGGGCAUAUAUGUACGCAUGUAUGUAUGUACAUACAUGAAUUCCCAUAAAAAAAAAAUUUCAGUUUGCUUGUAUUGUACUUAGUAACACAAAAUGUUCCUUCAUGUGUGGAAGCAAAACGCGAAAAGCAAUAAAUUAAAGGAGCGUACCAAACUCCAUCAACCUCGACGUUUUCAUUCGAAAGUACUGAAUCCCCAAAAUGUGGCACAAAGGCUGCGACUAGCCGUAGCGGACACAUUUUGGGAAUAUACGCAAACUACAAAAGUGAGUGGAUUGUGGCUGCUGCGGCGGAAUAGAACAAAUGGCAUUUCUAGGUGGAUUUGGUCAACUGUACUCAUAAGUCUAUUUCUACUCGGUGUUUACUUAUCGCUGAAAUUAUGGUUAAAAUUCUACUCAUAUCCAAUUUUGAAUACUAUAUCGAGUGAUCUGGCUAUAACCGACGUGGCAUUUCCGGGCAUCACCAUAUGUAGUCCCAAAGUAGUUAAUCGCGAGCGUGUGCAGCGUUACAUAACAACAUUAAACAUUCCCGACAACAUAGAUCCCCAUGAUGUUGCCAUCGGCUUGGAUUAUAUCAACGCAUUUACCGAUCAAAACUGGAAAGCUCCAACACAGGAAAGCUUCAGAUAUGCCGACGAUGUACUACGUUUCAAUAAUAAAACUAUAUAUGAGGCUGCCAAAGCCGUCAGCGGCAGCUGUGACGACUUCGUCAAGCGUUGUUAUUGGGGUAUCACCGAGUUCCCGUGUCGUCAGCAGCACGAAUAUCUCUCCUUCAUAUCGACAACUUCGUAUUUGGGUCCAUGUUGUUCAUUUAACUAUAAUCCGAAAAAUCUCUCAUAUGUACCAUUUUCUGCAAACCUUUUCGGCAUAGAUGGAGGCUUAACUGUGGUGGGCGUCGAGGGAUCCGAACGCAAUCUUUCAACUGGCUUGAUCGUCUUGGCACACCACCCCAUGGACUAUGUUACAGAAGCCACGUCUUCGGUUACAAUUACGUCCAACUCCGAGAGUUUCGUUGAAAUCUCACCAACUGUCCAAAGCUCUUCGACUGAGGUGCUAGAACUGUCGCAAGGUAAACGCGAUUGCCUCAUUUCAGACGAUCUCGAGCUGCAUAACUACCGGCAGGCAGCAUGCUCGCUCGCUUGUCGAACGGAAGCGAUAAUGAAGACUUGCCAAUGUGUGCCCUAUCACAUACCCAAUGCUGUGGCCGCUUAUCGCGAGUGCAAGUUAAAUGACAGUGCAUGUUAUUCGACUAACUAUGAUGAAUUUAAAAGUGUAAAGUGCGAAAGUUGUCUACCAAACUGCUAUGACGUCACUUAUUCAACUUUGGCCUACAAAACUGAUUUAAAAUUGCACAACUAUUCGGUUAGCCCACACUACAUGACGAUUGACUCACAGGACACUUUCAUCGUUCGCGCUUACUUGACCAGGCAAACAGUGCCAGCAAUACGGAAGGUGGUCGUAAUGUCGUGGAUCGGACUUUUAUCGGAUUUGGGAGGAGUAUUCAAUUUGUGCCUGGGGAUUAGUAUGGUAUCCCUAAUCGAAUUCGCCUACUACUGCACACAUCGUUUAUAUGUGAACUACAAGGCCCGCAGCGUUUUACUUCAGCCACUCGGUCAUUCUCAGAACAGAAAAUAAUC